AUGUCGCAAUUUCUCAUUCAUCAGGAUUUUCAAUCCCAGGACUGGUGCACACAGCUUAUUCAAUCGCCGUCCAUCGAGACCAUACCCUGGCCUUCUCGUCCGAACCCUCUACCUGAAGACCACUCAUGUUCGUUGUUUGCCCAGACACUAAAUACGGACACUGGCGUACGCGCUGGUCACGCAAUGUGGAAGUCAGACUCCAGAGGAGAAGAUGUCGGUCAAGCACUGCUACUCGUUUCACUUGGAACCGGCAUGAACUAUUAUCCUGAGACUCUUCAUGGAGGUAUGUGUGCUGGGUUGAUUGACGAAGGAAUGGGCCUGCUCGUGUUUCGCAAAAUGGGUUGGGCUACAGGAGUAGGAUCCGACACUGUUACGGCCAGCAUUGAAAUUAAGCUCCGCGGCCGCAUUCAAACACCAGGGGUGUGCCUCAUUCGGGCAUGGGCCGAUGAGGAGGAAGCAAAAAAGAAGGGGAAGAAAUGGACAGAUAUGCGCAAACUAUGGGCCAAGGCAACGAUUGAGGACGGGCUUGGUCACAUCUUGAUGCAGGCUAGAUAUUGUGCGGCACAUCUUCUAAGUAGAUUCCAGAUAGAGGACGGAGAAACAUUGUCGGUGAUUUUAGGAGGAAGGUUUAGGGCAGGUUCGUAA
This is a messenger RNA of Lindgomyces ingoldianus, 645 nucleotides long. RefSeq lists its product as uncharacterized. The record is from RefSeq and is a predicted model, not a curated record. The coding region runs from base 1 to 645 and encodes 214 amino acids. The transcript is spliced from 4 exons. NCBI's taxonomy places the organism in Eukaryota, Fungi, Ascomycota, Dothideomycetes, Pleosporales, Lindgomycetaceae.